Molecule: messenger RNA, 2699 nt
Organism: Menidia menidia (Atlantic silverside)
Lineage: Eukaryota; Metazoa; Chordata; Actinopteri; Atheriniformes; Atherinopsidae
Source: the annotation of a GenBank genome assembly
CUGUGUGCCGAAGAAGCUCAAGCUAACUUUGUGAAAAGAGAGCCGGUCCUUUAUAGUUGUUGGUUAAACGAUGUACCAGUCAAGAUGGGACAGUCCCUGUGCAUUUGCUCCCGUGGCUCCAUCACUAUUGACAACAAAAAAUAUUACUUUGUUCAGAAACUAGACGAAGGUGGGUUCAGUUAUGUUGACCUGGUAGAGGGGGCCAAAGAUGGCCACUUCUAUGCCCUAAAGAGGAUCCUCUGCCAUGACCGUGAGGGUCGCCAAGAAGCUCAGACAGAAGUGGAAAUGCAUCAGAUGUUCAACCAUCCCAACAUCUUGAGCCUGGUUGCGUACGCUUUUGUUGAUCACGGAGGCAAGACCGAAGCCUGGCUGCUCCUGCCGUAUGUUAGAAAAGGAAGUCUGUGGUCCGUUCUGGAGAAGUUGAGAGACAAGGGGAGCUCGAUGCCAGAAAAAAUGAUUUUGCACAUUUUUCGCGGGAUCUGCUCUGGAUUGAAGACCAUCCAUGAAAAAGGCUAUGCACACAGAGAUCUGAAACCAACUAAUGUGCUCCUGGAUGAAGAUGACAAACCAGUUCUGAUGGAUCUUGGCUCAAUGAACCGUGCAAGAAUUGAGGUUAGAGGAUCCAGAGAAGCCAUGACCAUUCAGGACUGGGCAGCCCAGAGGUGCACCAUUUCCUACAGGGCCCCGGAGCUCUUUAACGUGGAGAGCCACUGCAUUAUCGAUGAGGGUACUGAUAUCUGGUCGCUGGGUUGUGUGCUGUACUGCAUGAUGAUGUUGGAGGGGCCGUUUGACAUGGUCUUUCAGAAGGGGGACAGUGUUGCUUUGGCUGUCCAGAACCCAGUCACUAUCCCACCAACCUGCCGUUACUCAGAAGGCCUGCAGAUGCUCCUGAGCUCUAUAAUGGUCUCCAAUCCCCAGGAAAGGCCCAACGUCAGCUGGGUUCUGGAUCAGAUACAGGACCUGCAGAGUCGCAGCCCGAACACUCAAACCAACAUGGUCUGAUGGCGCGCUCCAUGUGGAGCCAUCCACACCUUUUGCACACCUCACUCAUCUCUCUUAAUACCAGUAUGAAACGUUUCUUAUGUUUUUAGCUUAGUAAAAAAUCACGGAUUUUCACAUCUUUUGCAAAGCUUUGCAAAUGUGGGGGGGUUUGGUUGUCAGUCCAACCAGAAUGACUUCUUUAUGGUGAUUGAAAUGCCUUAAGUUUAAUUUGACUCUGAAGUGUAAUGCUAACAGUGGCUUUCCCUCAUUAGCUAAAAAAAAAACAACGUAUUUUCCCUCUGAAAGUUAGACGAGGAGGUAAACGUCAUUCUCAAUUACUUCAGUCAGCAGCCUGCCAUCUUCUCUUUGCAUUAUGAGUGGAAAAAGCAUAAAAUGUUAUAUCUUGUCGUUUUAGGUUGUAGAAAGACCGAGUAAAAGCAGCUGCACCAAAAAGAUUUAACUUAUCAAAUGGUAAGUUUUAAAGUAGUUGGCUGGUGAAUCUCAUCAUCACACAGAUUCUACUGUGCCCCCCCCAUUCUUGCAGUCUUUGUGCUAAUUUAAGUUUUUCAUUAGUUAAUGGCUGCUGCCUUUAAAAUAUGAUUCUAGCACAUUCCUGAAAGACAGCAGAAUGCUCUUGUCUUAACAUCGUAAUUCUUUUGAUAAGAAAAGAGAUGCUUUGAAAGUUAAUAAACUUUCUAUCAAAUGAAUCCUCCCUGAGUUCAGUAAAUAUUAGAUUAAAUAGUUCAGAGGGCAGGAUUACUGCCCCAUUCAUUUUAUUUGUAAAUCUUCAUUUCUUGGAUUUGUGUGCAUGUGAGUGUUGAAAACACCUUUAUUCUUUCUCUCUUUGACUGAACUGGAGAAAAGUUCAGCUCCCUGUCUGCAUCAUUGCAUUUGGACACAACGGCGCUCCGCCUUUACCUCAUCUCUUUACAAACUUGCACGAUCGUUCACGUUUGCGUCGACUUUUAGCAGUUUGCAGCAUUACAGUUUCUUUUUCCACCGAACAGGGGAAAGAUGGAGAGGAAUAAUUUGUACAGACCUAAAUGAUAGAAAUGGACAUUUUUAUCGAGAUAUGGAACCCAUGAAUACUUGUAUUAACUGUAAUUUAAUGAGUUGGGGUACCCGGCAUUCCACAGAGGCAUUUUAAUUAAUUUUUUUAUGACAAUUGUUUUUUCAACUUAUAUGUUUUCAUUUCCUGUUUAAAUUUGUUUUUUCUUUCACGUGUCGCUGACUCGCUUUUGUUCUCUCAGGGUACGGUCACAUCUCAACAGGUCUUUCUGAGUGGAUCUAAAUGGUACCUUUUAAACUUUCUGACAAAGUGAUAUUUUAUGCAUUUAAGUUUGAUGCUUCUGUGACUGUAAUGCAGUGAUAUGGGACUAUGUGACUGUUGAAGUGUCGUUGGACAUUGACGUGUACAGUUCAUUGUUGGAACAUGUCUGAUGUAGUUGACACAAUCAUUCAAAUAUGCUAGCAUUGUGUAAUGAAAAGUGUGGUGAUGGCCAGUGGCUGUAAAAGGCUAAAUAAAACUAGUUUGAUGCGAAAGGCAAGAAAUGUAAUAAAUGUGUUCGUCCCAGAUUACGAGGAGUUUGAUUGACAUAAAUUCUGUAGAAACUGUAUCCUGGUAUUCACUGCACAGCACAGAGUGAAUGAAUAACUGUAUACUUUUUAAUAUUGUGAAAUAAAAUGGCAUCCCGCAUUGAAUUUCAAAGCAAUUCUCC